This is a messenger RNA of Fundulus heteroclitus (mummichog), 5004 nucleotides long. It is a transcript of the gene xkr5a, whose product is annotated as XK related 5a. The record is from RefSeq and is a predicted model, not a curated record. Gene Ontology annotation, biological process: apoptotic process involved in development; phosphatidylserine exposure on apoptotic cell surface; engulfment of apoptotic cell. The transcript has 7 exons. NCBI's taxonomy places the organism in Eukaryota, Metazoa, Chordata, Actinopteri, Cyprinodontiformes, Fundulidae. Gene Ontology annotation, cellular component: plasma membrane. The coding region runs from base 112 to 2052 and encodes 646 amino acids.
GGGGGCAGCCAGCGGGAGGAGAAGAAGAAGAAGAAGGGAGCGGAUACACCCGGGGAGAAUGAUGUCCAGGAUCACGUCCGCGGCUGUUCCUCGCUCCCACACGUCGGCAGCAUGAUCAGCGCCGCUCCCGGAGCGCUCGCCCGCAGGAUGCCGUCGGCUGCCCGGCGGAGCGGCUGCUGGAUAGCGUGGUGCCAGGCGGUGCUGCUCGGCGCGUCGGCGCUGGUUAUCGUGGCCGAGCGGAGCGCACUGAUCUACUGUAUAGGAUUCUACCUUUGGAACGAGGAGACGCAGUGGGCCGGCCUCACACUCGGCCUCUUCCUUCCCGGGACGGCUGUGCAGCUGCUGAGUGUCAAGUGGUACUUCGACGACGGGGAUGAGAGGCGCUGCUACCUCUCCGUCAUACACAUACUGCACUUGGGCAUCUUCAAAAGGUUAUGGGACUGCAUGAGGUCUGUGCUGCGCAUGCAGGGCUCCGUGGCUGAACUUGGCGCUGCUGUCAUGCAGCAGGCAGAUGUUGCUGCCCUUUGGCUGCUGGAGGCGCUUGUCCUCACGCUGCCCCAGAGCCUGCUGCAGGCGUAUGUAGUGGUGUCUACCGAUGUGGGGAUAAUGUCGCCAGUGGCAUAUUGCUGUGGCUUAUGCGUGCUGUCUAUUUCCUGGGCCCUGGUGCUGUACAGCCGAGCCUGCUGCCUGAUUCGGCCGGGCCACUUGGCCAUGCCACCAGCAGCCCUGCUGUGCCAGCUGGUCUGGAGAGCGGGCAUGUUGGGCGCCAGGGUGACCUGCCUCAUGUUCUUUGCCAGGGUCUUCAACUGGUGGGUCUGUGGAGUAGCAGGUUUUCACUGGCUCACAGCCUCCUUCUGGCUAGUGUCGCAGCAGCCCGACAUUUGCACCGGUCACUGGUGUUGGCGUGCCUUUAACGGCGUCCUGGGCCUCAUCCACGUCUUCCUCUUCCUCAACGUCAAAGAUGGACCCUCACGCUUCCGCAUGGCCAGCUUCUACGCUUUCAUGCUCGUAGAGAAUGCCACUCUGCUGCUGGCCGCCUCCGACUUCCUGAGCGAGGCAUCGUGGGAAAGCAUGACCCUUCCCACCUCGGUGCUGUGCAGCUUUUUCCUUGGAGUCGCCUCUUUGGUUCUGUACUACCGGUUCCUCCAUCCCAAGUCCACGGAGAUCUCCCAAGGUACAAACCGGCAUCAGAUGGGCAGCACGUGCAUUGAGCAAGGGGAGUCCUCCUUCUCUCUGGGAGACAAAAGCCUGCCCGCUUCUUCGGUGCAGAAUCACGGCAGCUUCUCCCUGUCCGGCGUGGCCGGCUCCCUGCUGGAGCACCCGGGAGACUGUCAGGGCCACAGCUCCUGCCCGUGCUUCCACCACCACUGGCUCCUGAUCCGCCUGGCCCUAAAGACGGGCGAUCUCUGUAAAAUCAACAGGGCGUAUGGCGCCGGCGGACCGGCGGCCAUACUGGACAUGGGGGAGUAUAACCAGGAGUUUAAAAGCAACGAGGGCAUGACCUUCACAGCCGGAGGCAGCUGUGAGGGGCUCUCCACCUCCGAGUCCCAGGGCAAGGGCCCGGCACCGCUCUCAGACUGCAAAGACGAGUUCCAGAGCAUGAGCGAGCACACGUCGACCGAGCGACCCGAGGAAGAGGACGACAGCCUGGAGAUGGAGAGCCCCAUGGGGUCCCCGGCGUCGGAUUUCAAGCGCAGCUCCCCGGAGGGCAAGUCCGUUUUCGGAGACAGCCCGGAGCCUUAUUACUGCCCCACCGAAUCAAGUUCCACCCUAUACUUCAGCGCUGACCCGCAGUCGCCCAGCAGCGCCAGCAACCCCCGUUUGGACCGGGACGUCGGGGGUCUGGAGCAGGGCGUCCGGCUCAGCUCCAUCCCCAGCGACCCGGCCCUGCACAGAGACGUGCGUGGACUCAUGGGCCGGGUCGGACCGCGCUGCACUUCCACCCCCAAGCUGGACAGCGGGGCGUCAGACUCUCCCCCCAGCGUGCCCCAUCUCACAGGUCCGAGGAGGCAGCUCAUACUGUCCCGCAGAGACGAAGACGACACCUUCUAGCCGUCCGGUGGCGCAGUCAGGGAACUGGUUAAGACCACCCGCUGGUCCGACAUCAAUAGAGCACACCGGUUUUAUCAUCUUCUGGGUGUCGUAGGAUGAAAGCUGCCGUUCCACCUCUCUAUGUCAGUAUAUUGGUUAUUUAAAGCACUACACGCAAUAGGGAGCAAUCCUACAAUAACAUCUAUUUUUCUCAUAACAUUAACUAUUCUUACAAAUGCAUUGCUUCCAAAUGUCGGAAAGACUGAAACUAUCUAUGUUUUUUUUUUUUCAAAAGGAAGAUUUGAUGUCCUGCUGACAGGUAUCGUGUAUGAGCAGACCUCCCGCUCCACUUCCAAUAUUUAAGCUAUUUUUUGGCAGCUAAACUUCAGUCUUAACGUUUUAACUAAUUAUACUGUGCAAAAAAAAAAAAGAGAGAGAAAGAUAAACUGCUUCCACACGACUGUGAAUACUUAAUAGGGAAGUACAGUGCCUUGCAAAGGAAUAGAUGCCCCUUGAAAUGUUUUACAUUAUGUCAGGUUACAGCCACAAACUCCUGCAUUUUAGUGGAAUUGUGACGUGAUAGUAGAUUUGUAAAGUCAAAGGAAAGUUAUUGAUGGUUUUUCACCGCUAAAAAUCAGAAAAGUGUGACUUGAAUUUGCACAUCUGGAGAUUGUAUUUUUUUUCCUAUAUGUUUCCCCCCAAAAUAUAAGAUCUUGAAUCAGGUUGAAUGGAAAGCAUCUGUAAGCAUCGAUUUGAAAGCCUUGCUACAGAUUCUCAAUCAGUUAAGAUCUAGGCCUUGAUUGGAGCGUUCUAACACAUGAAUAUGCUUUGAUCUGAACCAUUUCAUUGCAGCUCAGGCUUCAAUCAUAAAAUUGUUUUCCUGCUGGACGGUGAACCUUUGCAGCUUCUAAAGGGUUUCCUUUCUCAGAUCCACCUUAUUUAGUUCCACCGAUGCUUCCAUCAAUUCUUACUGGAACAAAUCAAAGCAUCCCCACAGCAUGACGCUGGUAGUACCAUGAUGCCAGUACCAGUACAGCCGAGAGUGCAGUGAUGAUUUUAUGUCACACAAAGCAUGUUGGUCGAACUGGCAUUCUUCCAUAUAUUUGCAGUGUCGCCCACGUACCUUGAAAGCUGCAAUCGAAACUUCUAGCUUUUUCUCAACAACGGAUUACUACGGGCCACUCUACAGGACCAUAUUUGUGGAGAGCACGAGGAAUAGUGGACCUGUUAGAUUCUCCCACCUGACAGACGGAUAUCUGCAGAUUGUCCAGAGUUACCAUAACCAGUUGGUUGCUUCUCUGGUUGAUGCUCUGCUGGCCUGGCGUCUUGUCAAUUUAGGAUAACCGUCUUGAGGCGUUUGCAGCUGUGCCGUACUCGUACUUCGUCCGUAUUUCAUUGAGUCGUCUGGGCCUAUAUGCAAAUGAUGGAUUGAAGAGCGUUUUGUGAGAUGUUUUAAGUUUGGAAAAUCGUUUAUAACGUGACCCUGCUUUACACCUGUCCUCUUUUUGGUCUCCCAAGAUGCUUUGCGGUCCCUUAUGCUCUCCAACAAACCUCUGAGACCUUCACGGAAACAGCUGUUUUUAUGCUGAGAUGUAAUUCAGAUACAGAUUGAGACAGAUUGUCUCAACGGAACUAUACCUGAAUUUAUUUUUGUCUGUUUAAGAAAAAAAUGCUUUUUUACGCAAUGUAUUAAGGGUUGAUAAUAGCUAAUAAUAGUUCACUAAUUGAUUGUGCAAUUGAGCAAGUCCAGGCACUCUUUAGUAGGAAUAAGCAGCAAACUGGGGAGAACCCGUGACGACUUUCUCUGGCAAUGGCACAACGAGGUGCGAAGCCGUUGCUAAACAGCAGCUCUUCCAGAGUGUACGAGACAGGUUACGUACGUCGAGGGCAUGUCCAGGGUUUCCCAUUGGGAAAAAAACUGUUGGGGGCGGGGCUUACAGUUCAAACUAAUCUGUUCUCCUCACUCACGUUUCGAAAUUGUGCCGAAUCAGGUAUAGUUUCUUUAACUAAUUAACUGACUUCUGAAGGAUAGAUUUAGGGGUUUCAGAGUAAAAGGGGGCAAACAUAAAUGAACAACAUAAUUUAUGUUUUUAGUUGCAGCAAAGCUCAAAAACUGGGGUAGACUUUCACUUUGCAACUAUGCACUAUUUUAUGUGAUCUAUCACGUAAAUAAAACUAAAUACAUUCAAUGAAAUACAUUGGAAUUUGUGGCUGCAACAUGAAAAAAUGUGAGGAGGUUCAAGGGCUGUGAGCACUUGUUCCAAGCACUGUAUGCUUUAGUUGCAUUUAAAACCUUUUCAAAUAUGCAGCAUCUCUACCCUCUCGAACAAUGGAGGGUUUCAGUAAAACAUGCUGAAACGUUCAUAUCACUGCAGUCCUUGCAGAGCAUAUAAAUCUAACAGCGAGCGGAGCGUCUGACCUCGGAAACUAUCUCAGUGUAAGCCAUGGCUUUAUGGCUUUUUAAAAGCACAAGUAUCUUCAAUCUAUAUCCUCUGUUUUUGCUGUGAUGCUGUGAUUUUUUUAAAAAAAGUUAUUGAACUUAAAAUGUAAGACGUCACUACAUCCAUCUGAUAUAAACAUGAUGCGUUUCUCAUAUGGUGUUAAAUGGCAUUGCUUUGAGCAGAGCUAGUGUUUUAUCGAAAGAAAACUGUGAAGUUUUUAUAUCUUUUAUUUUGUUUUCGUUACAUGUUGACCAUGUAAUUGCUGUGUAACUUAUAGAACUAACAUGUUGGAAAACAACAAUAAUAUCUCAGGCACAAACUCAUCUACUGUGAGACUAAAUGAGCCACGUGCUUAUGAGAACUUUGUGGUGACUUUUUUUAUUUGCUCUUGGUUGCUAUUUGACAGACUUUUAUUUGACGCACUGUUCUGAAAGAGGAAAGCAGUGUUAACGAUGCCCAUGUGGUAUUUUGAACUAUGGUGUCUGAGGCCACUGGUGGCUUGAAAUAAGCAAUAAACAGCCUACAUGUUUGA